AUGUCGCUGCUGGGCCGUCGCUUUGGCCUGGGCCUUGAGCCCAGUUCGGACUCUGCUGGAUGGGAGCCUACAAAACACCAUGAAUCCCCUACCGAGAUCUCUCCUUCUAUCCGGUUCCUUCUCGACGAGAUCCACAGGAGGUUCGACGAGUCCGAUGCUCGCUUCGACCGGCUCUUCGCCAGGCUGCAGCAGCCCGCACGCGGACGCGCUCCCUCCUCCUGCAACGACGACUCGGGCGCCGUCCCCGUCGAUGCGUUCGUCACCUCCACCGAACCCGACGCGCCGCUCAGCGCUGACCAGAAGCUCGUCCGGUACGGCCCCGUCAACACCCCCGCCUCCGAGUCGCUCCGCCCCGCGUCCGAGAAGGGCGUCUCCAUCGCGCUCGACGACGCUCCGCCGAUGAGGGAGCCGCGGGAUGCCGUCGAGGAGCUCCGCAUCGGCGCCCUCAAGCUGAGCGACGUCCUGGAGGAGCGAGUCUGCGAGCUGGCUUCCUCCGACACGACCGCGCCUCCGUCGCCGACGGCGCGGAACUCAGUGCCCGCUCCGCCCUCCUCCCUACUCUCCGCGGAACAUCCGAAGCCAUCCUCCCUCGCGCCGCUGUUGCAGCCGGCUGUCGAGGCGGCGCGUCCUUCGCAUCCUCCUGCCAUCGUCGACAGGCCGUACCGCAUCGAGGCAAGACCUCCGCCUCCCGUCCACGACGACACUGCGGGGGAGGAGCUCUCGGGCACGAGCAUCGACCUCGGCCUUCAGCAGGUCGCCGAGGAGCUCGCGUCGCUGGAGUGCCAUGAGCUGGCGUCGUGCAACAUGCUCGGCCUGCUCGAGGACUCGCAGUUCUCCGACUUCUCCGAGACCGCACGGGAGCAAUGGGAAGCCACCGUGGUCCUCCUCAUCGGUGCCCACGAGCAGCGCGACGCCCCCAAGCUCGACUCUGAGGCCGAUCCGCCCGUGCAGAACCGCGUUUCCGUCGGGGACGAGAUCCCCAACCACCUCGACCGUGCCAACUCCAGCGCUGUCGUCACCGCAGUCUCCCUGCACGUCCUCGACCGCCUUAGCCUCCUUCCCGACGUGCUCCUCGGCAACAUUGUCUCCCGCCUUCCCAUCAAGGAUGCCACGCGCACGUCGAUACUCUCCCGCCGCUGGAGGCCUCUCUGGCGCGUCGCUCCGUUCGUGUCGCUGGUGCACUCCGACCAGUUCGAGCGGAACGCCGUGCAGGACCUCUGCCGCCUCUACGAGCUUGGCACCUCCCAGCUGAUGGUGCACCCUGGGAUGCCUCCAACGCUGCCCUCAAGGUGUUCGACACUCGGUGGCAACCGUAUCGAGUGCGCUCCCGAGGAGAAGCCGUUCGUGCACGUUCUUUCCCAUGGUCGCGCACUGCAAGCUACCGACCAGCACGUCCGCAACAUCAUAGAGGCGUCUACAGCAGCAGCUUCGACGAGAGCGAAGGAUCCUAUCACCACCAGCGUCCAAUUCAUCUCCAUCAUCAACGCCACCAUGGGCGCUCAUUGGGUGUUGGACGAAAUGCUAACUAGGUACAUCACCAACUUCACCCAUGCAUACUUGAUUGGUGUUGUGAUGCCAUGCUCUGCAUCUGAGACACAUGGUGUUCAGUGGGUGUUUGAGGGCCAGUUCUCUCAGAAUCCAGUGCAGUUUGUGAUACUCGGUGAUGAGGAUAUUGGUAAUCUUGAGGACCAUCAGCUGAUAGCUGAAAUUAGCAAGAGGGAUGUUGCUCCGAUUCAUUUGUUCAUGCGAGAUUCAGCAGGCUGGGUUGCUGUGCAGUACAGGCCUCCGUGGCCACCACCUCAUCAGCUUGAGAUGUUGAGAGAUGGUGUUCAACUCAGACCUACACCUUGGCCAUCCUUUACCUGUCUGACAACUUGGCGCAGUACAUGUUCAGUCCACGAGUGUCUGAUGCAGCUACUCUAUGGCGUGAUUAAUCGGGGGCUUACACAGUUUGAUUACACCUCUCUAUCUCAUGGGUUUGUCAUCAGUUUUGUGGGACUAAUUGCAGAGAUGAGAUUUUUCAGCUCUAUGGUGCUCCUUCUGUCAAUACUACCAGUUCAGAAGCAUCACCGGUUGCUCAGUCCUGAUGCACUUAUUAUUAUACACCUGGUUCAUUUCAAUGCGGUUCUGAAAUUGGCAGGCUGUAGCAAGGUGACUAUGCAUACUUUUGAGUUUUAUUCAGUAUUGAUGCAACUGAUCAAGUAUGAUUCUGUCCACCGUCUUCCUUCUCCUAUGUGGGGAGAUCACCACAAGCUUGACGUCAUAGUUGCAGUGUACAACUUCAACAAUAGUGGUGUGUUAUUGCAUCAAUUUACCACAACUGUCCAAGCACAAACAGCUAGCGCCAUGUGGCUGCUGCUUGCAAUUAAUUCUCUUGCUCAUGAGGAGUUUCAGUUCAGUUUUGAAACAGAAAAGAUGAUGGGAACUAAUGUUAUGGUGUUACUGCACAUUUUCACUAUGGAGGCAUCAGUGCCAUGGGAUCCUGAUGGUUUGCAGCUCUUGAUAUCAGCGAUUCAACAGCGAGUACACCGGAAGUGUGGUGGCAAUUGUCGGUCUUUCUUGCUUGACGUCACAGCACAUAAAUUUCGAGUAGCAAGAACCUGCAACACCUUUGUAGAAAAGAUUAAGGCAAGAUACCCCAAUGAAUCUAAUUCAUCCUCUAGAAAAGAAGUUGAGAAAGGAGGCAUUGAUCUUGGCAGCAAGGUUAUUCAAAAUAACCCCAUAGAUGCGCCUGGGAAGCAUGCUAACAAAAUUCUUGGUGGUUUGAAUUCUGCUAAAUCAUUUGUAAGGCACUCAAGUUGA
Miscanthus lutarioriparius is the source of this 2802-nucleotide messenger RNA. NCBI's taxonomy places the organism in Eukaryota, Viridiplantae, Streptophyta, Magnoliopsida, Poales, Poaceae. The record is from the annotation of a GenBank genome assembly.